Molecule: messenger RNA, 690 nt
Organism: Didymodactylos carnosus
Lineage: Eukaryota; Metazoa; Rotifera; Eurotatoria; Philodinida; Philodinidae
Source: the annotation of a GenBank genome assembly
AUGACUUCCGUCCUUAAACAUGCCAACAAUUUACCAGCACUGAUAGCAUUGAAAGUAGAAGAUCAGGUGUCAUGUACAAAAGAUCAUUGUGUUCUAAGUGAGCAAAAAUCUGUUGGUCGACGUCGUGUUCUUCAUCAUCAACAACAUCACAAAAAAAAUCGAUCAAGAAAAUCGACCAAAGAAAAUUCGAUUCAAUUACUAUCAUCACUUGAUGACAAAAAAAUUUCAAAUAUUGCAUCGAUAAAACUUGAAAAGAAAUCAACGCCAGCUGCUCGAAAAGUAUUUAAUUUUAUUGAUAAUAGCGAUGAUGCGAGAAUAUCUUACUGGAAAUAUCGAUCGUAUAUGUUAACGAUCGAUUCAACAAUAACUGAUCAAGAAUUACUUGGUUCAUUUACUGAAAUGGAUCAAAAUGGCGAUGGUUUUAUACAAUAUAAAGAAUUUAAAGACUAUUUUGGAGAGGAUUUGACGAAUGAUGCAAAAGAAUCUGAUUUAACCGAUUUAUUCAAUGAUAUCGAUUUUGAUGGUGAUGGUAUAAUAACAACCACUGAACUAUUGUCUUAUUUUAAUCGACAAACAAAAUUUUUAUCAGAAAGCGAGGCCAUUCUAUUCGUUGGUAUGGUAUCAGAUGCUGGCAAUGAACAUAUCUCAUUAAAAGAAUUUUUAAAGGCAAUGCAAGAAUGGAAAUUAUAA